Monoraphidium neglectum is the source of this 1734-nucleotide messenger RNA. RefSeq lists its product as hypothetical. The transcript has 6 exons. The coding region runs from base 1 to 1734 and encodes 577 amino acids. The record is from RefSeq and is a predicted model, not a curated record. Lineage: Eukaryota; Viridiplantae; Chlorophyta; Chlorophyceae; Sphaeropleales; Selenastraceae.
AUGGAGGCUUGUGGUUGUGCGAGCAGUCAUGAGCCCGGGUUCACCUGGACCCUGGAGCGGCUGGAGGAGGAGAGUGCCCGGGAGGAGAACAGCUGGUGGCACGAGCACGUGGUCGCGGGGCUGCAGGGCCGCACCUUCGCGGAGACGGGGGACUCGGACCUCGUGUUUGGCAAGAUGCGGAGCGCUCACGAGGCGGUGCUCUCGCAGCUGUCACCCGACACCAUGCGGGACGCGCUGCAGCGGCUGCUGCCCCAGCCCCCCACACAGCGCUUCACCGUCGUCACGAUGACCCCCAAGCCGCCCGGGCCCCUGCUGGCGGCGGCCUUGCGGCUGCGGGCGACGUGGGGGGCCGUGGCGGACGCGCUGGGCGGGGACGGGCGCGCGGCGGCGGCGGUGGCGGGCCUGGCGGCGGCGACCACCGUGCGUGCUCGCAGCUUCAGCAUGGACGGCGACAGCAACACCUACAAAGACAGCCGUCACAGCAGCGUCGCUGUCUCCGAUGCGGCCGCCGCCGCCGCUGCUUCUGCGGCUGCGGGGGCGCUAGACCUGACAGCGCUGCUGAAAGUGCUGCCCCACCUGGCCCCUGCAGCUGCAGCCGCCGCCGUCACAGGCCAUGCGCCCGCGCUGACAAUGCAGACGUCGCCCACCGCCGCCCCCUCGACGCUCGCCAUGCAAGAGCUGUCAGCGCUGGCGCUGGCCCCAUGCCCCGUGCCGGCGCUCUCGCGCGGCAGCAGCACCGGCUCGGGCAUGAGCGGCGCCGGUGGCACCGCAAGCGGCGGCGCGAAUGUGGCCAGUAGCCAGCCGGUCAGCAAGGUUCCGGCCUCCGGCUUGGCGUUGGGGCUCUCAGCGCCCGCGCAAGAGCAGCUCCACCUUCCGGCAACCUCACAGCAAACCAGGUCGCACCCACAGCCACAGCCGCAGCCGCAGCCACAGCCAGAGCCCCAGCAGCAGCAGCAGCAGCAGCUGCAGCAACAACAGCAGCAGCAGCAGCAGCAGCAGCAGCAGCAGCAGCAGCAGCAGCAGCAGCAGCGGCACCACGCGGACAAUUACCGGUAUCAGCAGCACCUGCUGCUGCAGCAGCAGGUGAUGCAACUGAGCGAGCUGCUGCGCGCCCAGGGCGUGCACCUGCCGCUUGACCAGGUGGUCAAGUUGCACACAAGGCUGCUUCAGCAGGAGGUUGAGAAGGCGCAGGCACGGGUCCACCUGCAGGCACAGCACAUGCAGGUGGUGCAGCAGCAGCGGCAGCAACAGUAUGCGCGGGAGCUGGCCAAGCAGCAGCAGCAGCAGCAGCAGCAGCAGCAGCAGCAGCAGCAGCAGAUGAAUGUGCACUCGCAGCUGCAGCUGCAGGGGUGCCAGCAGCACCGUGUGUGCCAGCAAAGGCUGCUGUCCUCCGCAACCCAGGAGGCAGCGCAUCAACUGGCCCCACUCGUGACAGGCCCCGUUCCCCCAGCGCCCUUGAUGACGUGUGGCAUGCCGGCCGCAGGCAUGGUCGGCGGGCAGCUGCCCUUUCCUCAGAUGAUGGUGCCUGCGGGCAUGUUCACGCUUCCGGGUGCCGGGGCAGCGCCCUUCAUGCACUGUGGCGUCAGCGGUGGCUUUCUGGCGGCCAGCCCGGCGAUACUGCCGGCGUCGUCUGGGCUGGUGGGGGUGCGGCCUCAGAUGGUCACGGCGGCGGGGGUGGGCAUGCCGAUGCCCAACGCUGGGCUGGCAGUACCGCAGCAGCCGGCGAGCCGAUGA